GAGGAGAAGCCUGAAGCUUAUCCUGACGGUCCGAUCUGCGUAUAUGGUCGUUAUCUGGAUCUCUAUCUGGAGCCAACUGCUGAGCAGGCCUCUAACUACGAUGUUAUUUUGAACGUUGCCAGUGAAGUCAGAAAUCCCUUCGACUCCGCAACAUUUCAACCAUCUGGGCCUGAGUUGCGCCUUGAUGAAUCCUCUAAAUCGGAGCCUGAAUACAUUCACAUUCCAUGGGAGCACAACACAGACAUUGUUCCUGAUCUCAUCCGCCUGGUCAAGGUUAUUGAUGAGCGUGUUCAACUCGGAAAGCGCGUUCUGAUUCAUUGUCAAUGUGGUGUCAGCAGAUCGGCGACACUGGUUGUGGCUUAUGUUCUUUACAAGAAUCCUUCGAUGAGCGUGCAAGAAGCAUACGAUGACGUGAAGAAGCGAAGCAGAUGGAUCGGGCCCAACAUGAACUUGAUCAUGCAACUCCAGGAGUUCCGCUCGACUCUGCAACGG
This is a messenger RNA of Aureobasidium pullulans EXF-150, 492 nucleotides long. Its product is annotated as DSPc-domain-containing protein. Gene Ontology annotation, cellular component: cytosol; cytoplasm; nucleus. Gene Ontology annotation, molecular function: protein tyrosine/threonine phosphatase activity; MAP kinase tyrosine/serine/threonine phosphatase activity. NCBI's taxonomy places the organism in Eukaryota, Fungi, Ascomycota, Dothideomycetes, Dothideales, Saccotheciaceae. Gene Ontology annotation, biological process: negative regulation of MAPK cascade; protein dephosphorylation. The transcript has 2 exons. The record is from RefSeq and is a predicted model, not a curated record. The annotation marks the transcript as partial.